GAGGCUCUUUCCAAAACAGGAAGACCGCGACCGAUCGAUCGAUCGCUUCGUCAGCAGCGGGAGAUUCUGUCAUGGCGGCGGCGUGCGGGCGGGCUGUGAUUCUCGCGGGCUUUCUGCUUGUAACUUGCCUAGUAUGGAAAGGCGAUGGCUCUCAGCCGGCGACGACACCGGAGGCUCUCCUGCGAGCGGCUAUGGCGCAACCCAAGAAGACGGUUCUGACGCUGACAUCUGACGUCUCUCUGACAUCAGACCUGGGCGAAAUGAAGUGUCCAGAUCUUACGGUCGUUGGCAACUGCAAGACGAAAGGGAAGCCUCGAUUGUGUAAGAUCGACGGCCGAAAAAGGUACGCCGGCUUCCACUUCCCCGAUCGAAAGAACCUAACCCUACUCAAUCUGGAGAUCACCGGUCUCGCUGGCAUCGUCUCGUCUCCACCCUCUUCAGAUGUGCUAAUCAAGAAUUGCCUGCUGUCGAACAACAAAGACCUCCUUCUCUCUUUGCCCUUUGGGAGUCUCACGAUCAGCCGUUCGAAGGUUGUCGGUAAUGAUGGCGACUUCGUCGACAUCUUCUUUGGCAGUGUUGAUGCCACCGACGUCGUCUUCCGAUCUAAUCGAGGGCUCAUCUUCACCAUAACCAAGGGCAGCUUGAAGUGCACGCGAUGCGGAUUCGAGAGGAAUACGGCGAAAUCAACGGUCGUUGUGAAUGCUGGGCGGGAGUACGUCACCUUCUCUCGAUCGUGGUUUGUCGGCAAUUCCGCGACUCAAGUGGGCGAAAGAGGAGCUGCCGUCUCCGUCGGGACGGGUGGGAUGACUAGGUUCUGCUACUGCCGCUUCGAAGGGAACACCAUCGCCGUUGCUGGCGGCAAGAAGAAGGUGGAACACGUGUACUUGAGCGAGCUCAUCCCCUCUACGCCUCCAAACCUUAGCUUCUGCAAGAAACGACCCUCCUCGGGGAUAGGUCCUCAGCGACACAUGACGAGAUGCAGAAGAUGGGAGUGGACCACCGACCACUUGAGAGAGGGAUACUCGAGGACUGCGGAGGAUUGUCGAAAGAAGUGGUCGGAGCUUGUGAAGAAGGUGAGGGAGAUCCGUGAUGCGUGCGACCGAUCCCGACAGCCAUCCCAAUUCGAGAGAACGACAAAAGAGCGGAGGAAGUUGGGAUUCUCCCUUACGUUUGAAAAGCAGCUGUGGGAUGCCAUGGAGUGGUACAGGUUGAAGGCAUCCGAUUCGGUGAGAUACGACAACACAAUAUGCAUCGGAGGGGGAGGGUCCACGCCGGGUAGUGAGGAGGGGUCCGAAGACUCCGAAGGCAUGGGGACAGAUGCUUUUGAUGGUGUCACGAAGACACGGCGCACCAGUUCGGACUUUCGGGGAAAGCGCAUUGGGGGGAAUCUGCGGCUUCCAUAUACGGUGUGCCAUAGGCUAUGGAGGAAUCGACGAGGGCAGUUUGCGAGGGUUUGGAUCAGGCUGCCACUACGCUUGCUAGAGCAAGUGCUGAUGGCUGCCCGAAUGGGCAAGAUGGCGACAGGGAUAGGCGCUGUGGCGGGAGCAAUGCACCAAGGGAAUGCUGUCUUGGUCGGGGUCAUGGCGGGUACAGGUUCACGGCUCACCCACGGAGCGGACACCGGUGCUGAUACCGACCCGUUGUCAAGGUAGGGCAGUACGCCGAAUAGUGAUGCCGCUUGUCGUUGAUGUGGGGCAACAUUUAUGUGGUCCCUUUUCCUGUUGUCGUUCACCGACAGCCACAACAAUGCGUACAAAUACACAAAACAAAGGGGGGGGAAAAACGGCCACCAAAACAUAAAAACAAAAAUUCAAACCGGUG
Messenger RNA from Chara braunii, 1821 nucleotides. Lineage: Eukaryota; Viridiplantae; Streptophyta; Charophyceae; Charales; Characeae. The record is from the annotation of a GenBank genome assembly.